Zea mays is the source of this 669-nucleotide messenger RNA. RefSeq names its product trigger factor. Gene Ontology annotation, biological process: 'de novo' cotranslational protein folding; protein transport; protein unfolding. Bases 1 to 564 code for a protein of 187 amino acids. The transcript has 6 exons. NCBI's taxonomy places the organism in Eukaryota, Viridiplantae, Streptophyta, Magnoliopsida, Poales, Poaceae. The record is from RefSeq and is a predicted model, not a curated record. Gene Ontology annotation, molecular function: peptidyl-prolyl cis-trans isomerase activity; ribosome binding; protein folding chaperone.
AUGGCCCUCGUCAGCCCCAACCUCAAGGUGAGCGAUUCCCUCAGUCGGAUGCUUCUCUGCGUGGUUGUGAGGAUAAUCUCGGUUGCAGUAACACCUUGUGGGAAAUUAUGCUACAGGAUGGCUCAAGUUAGGUUAACGUCCCGUACAGAAAACCUGAUGCAGUCGUUAGUAUCUUUCAGUGACUUCUCUGUUUCAGUGUGUACUGAAGAGAAUAGUCUGAUAAAGCUACAGGUCCAUGUAUCUGGCACAAUAACAGAUUCCAUCUUCAAGAAAGUUUUCACAAAGAAUGUUGCCGCCGCACAACCCCUUCCUGGUUUUCGACGAAUGAAAGGAGGGAAAACUCCAGACAUACCGAAAGAAGUCGCUCUACACUUAAUUGGGCCAUCAAAAGUGAAGAAAGAAACCAUAAUGAAAAUUAUAAAUAGCACGGUUGUUGAGUAUGUUCGAAAGGAGGGCCUGACUGCAUCAAAGAAUCUGAGUGUUCAGCAUAGCUACGAAGAACUUGAAGCAGCAUUUGAGCCAGGGAAAGAAUUAUGCUUUGGCGCGACAGUUCGUUUAGACUAAGCUUGCCACUAGGAUUGAUCACCAGCCUCCUCCAAUAUUGUGAUCUCAUUAGUAGUUGUUAAGAAAUGUUUGUCACAUGAAGCAGAAUUGUGUAAAAUAUCAUGA